AUGGAUAAAUAUGAGAUGGAGACGAGCUCUAUUAUGAAAGCGUGGAAGCAGCAAGUCUGCAUGUGUUACACUGAACCUGAGAUGCAGCUCAGCUCGCCAGCAAUUAGUGUGGUGGUGUGUGUGGACCUGGCAGCGUUUGUGGACGUGGCAGUGUAUGUGGUGGGCUUCAGCCAGGCUUUCUGUGCCGCCCCUGACGCUGCCACACGGCAAUCAGAUCUCUCCAGUGAUCACUGCUGGUCAAGUUAUUCUGUGCUGACUUGGUUGUUUGGUGUAACGGGCAACUGCGCAGCUUGCAGCAAGCUAAUUCCAGCCUUCGAGAUGGUCAUGAGGGCCAAGGAGAAUGUCUACCACCUGGACUGCUUUGCAUGCCAGCUCUGCAAUCAGAGGUUUUGUGUGGGAGACAAGUUUUUCCUGAAGAACAACAUGAUCCUUUGCCAGACAGACUACGAGGACGGGCUGAUGAAGGAGGGCUACGCUCCCCAGGUCCGUUGACCCUUGCAUGCCAACAAGGAGGAAGAGGGGGAGUGAGAGAAAGAGAGAGACUGCAGGAGACCUUGUAAUCACACAACAAAAAGCACUAUUGCCUCCUGUCCAGCUCCGGUCCCCCACAUGUACAUAACUAAGCAAGCCUCCCAGGGAGGGGACACACUGCUGUACAGAAUAGCCAUAGAAACGCCAGUGUGGCAGGGAAAGGCCCUGGAAGCCUACAACAAACUUCAAGUAUGAAAAAAUUUGUUUGUUCAUUUCUUUGUUUGUGACUUACGGAUGUUGCCUCUUUCCUGACAACAAAUACCUGCCUCAGAGCAAUUUCUAACCAACAGCUGAUCCCGGUGGUUGGGAAAAAAUAAAUUAACCAACCCAAAAUCAGUCUUGCCUCACCUUAUCUGACAAAGACAGACAGCGUCCCACCUGACUGCACAGUCCAACAACUUCUACUUGAAUCUAAAAUACACUAAGGUAUUGUUAAUCAAUUUUGGGAUAAAGACCUUUUUACUGUAUCAGAUUCAAAACACGAAUGUAAACUGAAGAGCAGCAAAAAUAAUGCUGAUGACUGAUAUGUUGUUGUGUGUGUGUGUGUGUGUGUGUGUGUGUGUGUUGAGGACUUCAGUCUCUUGAGUCUUGGUCUGAUCCAUAUAGUUCUUUUCAGAACCUUAUGAUUGAAAAAUUGAUCACUACAGUAUCUCCAUGCUUGCAAAUCUCCUGCAUUGUCCAUCAGGCAAAGACUCAGGAGUUUGUGAAAGAAUCAGUGCUCUUCUCUGGAUGGAAGAAAUCUCUCAUCACUACUCAUAAUCACUACCUAAAUAUAUUUGACCACCAUGUCUCUUGUGGACCAAUGACCCUUGUCAAAAAGAUUUUUUUUUUCUGGUAGCACCAUUUCAGAAUCAACAAGUAAAAGUGUAAUUGGCUAUUUUGAAUGUCUACUAAAAUACCUUUGUUGGUCAAAGUUAGCGUUUUUGAAUACAUUAGAGCUGCACUAAACAGUAUUUGUUUUUAUAUAAACAAUGGAAAAAAUUACUAAACUUAAUGAGAAAGUUGUCUCUGGAAGGGAUGAAGACAGAAUUGUCACCUGACUUUCAGCUCUUUUGAGCUUUUUAGCCUCUAGCCUGUUCAGCACCAAACAGCAGUCAAAGUUAGCAACUAAGCAUCUAGCAGCUAAAGAGAGAGAUAUUUUUCACGUGAGUUGGUGGAAACCAAACCAGAGAUAAAAGGAGAGUAAACACUCUGGUGGUCUUCCAUCCAAGAGGUAGACACAAACAUGAGUCCAAUGAGAUGCUAAUGUUGCUGUGUCUGCUAGAUGUGUGAAAAGGCAAGUGUUUGCUAACAUAUUAGGCAACAACUUUAUACCGAGAUAAUACAGUAUGUCAGAUUUUAUGUUUUGAGCUUGCUCUACUGCCCCCAAGUGGCCAAAAACAAUUAAAGCAGCUUUGAACUUUAUGGACCAGGAUUUAUGCCUGUUGACAAACACCUGGGUAUGAGAGACUAUCUUUCAUGGGGUGACAAGUCAGUUCUAUUCCUGAAAUGCAUUCCUCCAGAGCUACUUUCAGCAGCCAGUUUGGACUGUGACUCCAGGCUCUGUUCUUGUGAAGGAAGGCUGUGUAUUUUUCGCUGGAGACAGUCUUUCUAUUUAUUAAAACCAUGCAUUCACACUGGUCCAACUAAAAUCUGUGGAAAUGUUUGUGUGCAGGUUGUUGAAGCAGCUGUAGUGGGAUCAGUCGGGGAUGGUGGGGGUUGGUGGAGGAUGGUUACUUUUUGUGCACUAUUUAUUUGAUAAGCAUUCGGUGCAUCACCUGUUGUCCAAAAUGUGACAUUGUUUGAUAUGCUGAUACUUGAAUCCAAUCAUUGAUUUCUCAAUCACUGUUUGGCUUAUAUUGAUUCAUUUUCGACACAGCUUUGGGUUCAGUUAAUUGCACUCUGCAGCAGGUCAGUCACCUUAAGAUCCAGUCAUCUCGGUUACAAUGGCUCCCUGCUGCAGAAGAGUUAAGUCCUUUUCUGCUGAGAAAAAAAAACAAACCUUUGUAUAUUAAAUAUCAGCAUCUGAGCGUGUGCAACAGCUCAAAGAAAAAUUUCUUAGCUGGAAAAUAAAAAACCCUUCUUUAAUUUGUAAAUUGUGGGUGUACAUAAAAUAAAUAUUCAUUUUUGCUUGCUAUUGUACAAUGAUUUCUUUUUAUGUGUCAUCCAGCAUGAGAU
Molecule: messenger RNA, 2688 nt
Organism: Micropterus dolomieu (smallmouth bass)
Lineage: Eukaryota; Metazoa; Chordata; Actinopteri; Centrarchiformes; Centrarchidae
Product: LIM homeobox transcription factor 1-beta-like
Exons: 4
Coding region: 1-492 (163 amino acids)
Biological process (GO): positive regulation of transcription by RNA polymerase II
Cellular component (GO): nucleus
Molecular function (GO): DNA-binding transcription factor binding; transcription coactivator activity
Source: RefSeq, a predicted model, not a curated record